AUGUUAGGAGUUAAUCUGGCAUGGUUGCUGGGUUGGAGUAGUGAUAUGACUAGUGAUCAAAUGACGGGUGCAGAUAAUAAGGCAGGUGGUCAAAUGAAGAUGGUUGGGACUGACAUUAUGACUGAUGCAAGCAAUAAGACUGAGAUAAACUGGAAAGACCAUUGCAUAAAAACUGAGGAUUAUCAGUGGAUAGGUGUUCGGGCAAUUGAAUAUGAUUCUAAUCCAAAGUGUUCCAAGAUGAAAUUUAAGGAGGGGUAUGUACUUGAUAGUUAUGAAGCACCAGAUUAUUAUGUAUGGAAGUGGAGGCAAUUGUUAAAAUUUGGGUUGUUAGGUGAUUCUGACACAAACCGUAUUAUUACAAUGAUAAACAACUGCCACCUAAUUCAUAAUCUAGAUGCUAAUAUUUGUCCUAAUGAUCUUGAGAAAGACUCUCUAUUGUAUGCAAUAGAUAAAGUCAUAUCUGACUUUGAAAGGGGAUAUGCUCUAAGUCAAGGCUAUAUUGUUGAGUUUGAAAAGCUAACAAGGAUUGCUCCAGGAGAGAUUAGUCUCUCUAUAAUUGACUCAUUGACGUGGGCUGGUGAUUGGACGAAGCAAGCUGCAAUCAACAAUCUUAUGAUGAAUUAUAAUCCUUUCCAUAUUUUCCGCAUCUUUGUCCCGUUCGACAGGUUGACCACAGAUCAUAUCAAACAGGCGAUUGAAACUUGGAAGGUGCUUAUCGAAAACCCAACCCAAACCAACCCAAAUACUUGCGCCCAGAAACAACUUAGACACUUCUUGUACGAUAUAUUACGGGUGCAGCUGGCACUCUCUAUCUUUUCAAACCUUUCUAAUCCAUCUCUAAGUGUUUAUCCUAAUAUCACAAUCAGCAAUGACGACCAGAAGUACAUAGACGACAUGUUGAAACUAAACAUUGCUGAUAUGAUAAAGAACAUGCCAGCAGAUGAAGCUGCUCAGGAGGCGCGAGAAAAACUAUCGUAUGGCUAUAAAUUACAAUGGAGGUAUGAAUCGGCUUUUGUGCAACCUGAUUAUAUAGAUCGAUUGAACGACGCCUUUAUAAUUAUACACAUUGCUCCCGAGAAGAACAUUGUACUUGAAAAUGGCAAGCAACUAAUCGAUGAUAUGAAGAAAGCAGCAAAAUGGUUUGAGAGUGUAAAAGAUAAGACAAAAAAGCUCAAAACCGUGCUUAGUCCCUACUUAUCAAAUACCAGAACCGCCUCUAGUAUUCAUGAGUGUGUAGAAUAUCUAACCACUAAGCCACCAUCUACAGCCAUUCCCAAAUCCAACCACGCAUCCAAUUCUCCUACCACCCCCAAACAUAUAGCCAAUCUCUUCUGGACCCACCUCCCCCAUCUAUUCGGACUGUCACCCAGAUAG
Molecule: messenger RNA, 1374 nt
Organism: Nematocida homosporus
Lineage: Eukaryota; Fungi; Microsporidia
Exons: 1
Coding region: 1-1374 (457 amino acids)
Source: RefSeq, a predicted model, not a curated record